AGGUCGCCCAAGAGGAAGAGCCGGUCCGGGCGGAGGAGCCGGUCCCCGCGCGGCAGGAGGAGCCGCAGCCCGCACCACGCCGCCGUGAAGGUGAAGCAGGAGCGAGAUGAUCAUUGUCGUAGAGGAAAUGAGGAGCGAAAGCAGAGACACCCAUCAGAACAAGAACACAGGAGAGAGAGAAGUGGUGACAGAGAUAGAUACAGAGACCACUCAGACAGAAAGAAGAAUCCAAACGAAAGGCCUGGAGGUCGAGGCCACGAGCGAGAGAGGGAUGUUCAGAACAUCCGUGAGCAGCAAGCAGAAAGGGAGUUUUAUAACGAGAGAAGACGAGAGCAUCGACAAAAUAAUGAAGGCAGUGGUGUUGACCAGAAUCCAGAACUCGGGCAAUCUGAUAAAAAACCUAAAGAAAAAGCUUCUGUAAACAAAGAGAAGCCAAGCUUUGAACUGUCUGGUGCGCUUCUAGAGGAUACCAACACGUUCCGAGGUGUUGUGAUUAAGUACAGCGAGCCCCCCGAAGCUCGGAUUCCGAAGAAGCGAUGGCGCCUCUAUCCCUUCAAAAAUGAUGAGUUUCUCCCCGUCAUGUACAUUCACAGGCAGAGUGCUUAUCUUCUGGGCAGGCACCGCAGAAUCGCAGAUAUUCCAAUUGACCACCCCUCCUGCUCAAAGCAGCAUGCUGUGUUUCAGUACCGGCUUGUGGAGUACACUCGUGCCGAUGGUACCGUUGGCCGCAGAGUAAGGCCCUACAUCAUCGACCUGGGCUCUGGGAACGGCACUUUUCUAAAUAACCAGCGGAUUGAACCUCAGCGUUAUUAUGAACUAAAGGAAAAGGACGUACUGAAGUUUGGGUUCAGUAGCAGGGAAUAUGUUCUUCUCCAUGAAUCUUCAGAUAAAUCUGAGGCCAACGCAAAGGACGAUGAUGAUGAGGAGGAGAAGGAGGAAGAGUCUGACAGUUAACAGAUGAGGAGGAAGUUGAGGGGGGCAGGGGAGAGAAAUUCUUUGCAGUUGAACAUGCGUUGGGAUGUAAACAUUGGAGCAUCGCAGCACAGAUGCCUCUUAUUGCCUUAAAGUCCGUUUUCUGUUGCUG
Molecule: messenger RNA, 1084 nt
Organism: Fulmarus glacialis (Northern fulmar)
Lineage: Eukaryota; Metazoa; Chordata; Aves; Procellariiformes; Procellariidae
Gene: SNIP1
Product: Smad nuclear interacting protein 1
Exons: 3
Biological process (GO): miRNA processing
Cellular component (GO): nucleus
Molecular function (GO): mRNA binding; protein binding
Source: RefSeq, a predicted model, not a curated record